CGAAUGCGGAGGAUGGAUGGGGAGAUCCUUCCAAAUCUAUUUGGAGGGAGGUUGGCCAGCCACCUACUCCUCUCAAUAGUCUCCAAGCAUGUCUCGAGCAUGCGAGCAGUGGUGCAAUUCGUGGGCUCUUCAUACAAUAUCCCAACUUUCACGAAGCUAAUUCACCCCCAGGCUCUCUCAUCCUCGCCGGAGGUAUCCGCGCAGGCGUUAAUGCUAUACUCCUUGUCCUCAGAAUUCCUCGCUCGCCGCGGAAGUUACGCUUUCGAAUGAUACUUUACGCCAUUUUUGGUGCUUCUACUCUCCGUUUUGGGGCGAUGCUUGGGUCUUUCACAUUCAUUUAUAAAUUUGUCCUAAACAGUCUCCCUCUCCUUCCAAUGGAUGCCCAGCUUGCAAUUGCCCAGUUUUUCUCAUCUAGGGAUCUGAGCGAGGCCUUCUAUUCAAAGUCUUAUGGAGACUCGCCCUUGGAUAGUGGUUACGAACUUGGCAUACCCUUGCACAAACCAAGAUCGAGACUCGAGAGACUGAAAGCUGAGACGAUUGCCGAGGAACCCAGGAAGAAAACCUCGCUAAGCUUGACCGGGAAGUUCAAUUAUUCGAGAAUACAUGUCGCAAGAUGGCAUGCGUUCGCAGCGGGUGCUUUUGCUGGAUUUAGCGUUCUGUUCCAGAAGGGAGAACAAAGGACAAUGGUUGCUCAGCAGAUGUUCGUUAGAGGGUUGCAAGGUUCCUGGAAUGCUUGGAGCCCAAGAUGGGGAAUACAUGUGCCUUACGGGACCUUUGUUGUCUUUGGUCUAUGUUGCGGUCAGAUCAUGUACUCUUUCUUGCUUCGACCCGAUGCCAUUCCCGAGUCAUACAACCGAUGGAUUCUGAGGGCAUCGAUGGCCAAACCGGAAAGUUUCCCCAUUAAUCGCUCAGCAUAUCGAAAAGGCACAUUCCCUAUCGAUGCGAUGGAAAAGUUGAUGAAACGUCCGGACAACACUGCGUAUAACUUGUCUGUCAUGCAAUCCAUGGUAGAGAGAGCUAAACAGGGGGAUUUCUCUAACGUACGCAUCACAUGCGAGACUAUACAUCCUUGGAUUGAUAGCUGUCUCUACGUGGAAGUGGAUCGGUUCAUCAAAGUCUUUUCCUGGAUGUUUCCAGUUUACGGUGCUCUGCAUUUCAUUCCAAUGCUCCUCUUUAGAAGAAAAAUGUUCAUGAGAGAACCCCUCCUCAUGUUAUUGAAAAGCUUCAAGGGAACAGUGAGAAGCUCAACGUUCCUAUCCGUUUUCGUCUUCAUCUUUCAGUCACUUCUAUGCAUCAGAAUUCAAGCGUAUCAGUCGAAGUGGGCUCAGCAACUGAUGAGCCGGAAAUUCCGUGACGCGCUAUUUAUGUCUCGCAUAUCUUGGUGGCUCUCAGGCUCCAUGUGCGGUCUUGCUUUAUUGGUUGAGGAGAAGCGGCGUCGCGCGGAACUUACCAUGUAUGUCCUUCCACGAAGCCUGGAGAGCGCAUGGAGUAUGCUCAGGGGAAAGGGAUGGUUGCCGAUCAUACCUGGCGGAGAAAGUUUGCUUUGUUCUCUUGGAAUGGGGAUGAUGAUGAGCACUUAUCAAUGCGAUCCAGAACACCUCUCGGGACUUAUUCGUCGAGUAUUGUAUCAAUUCAUAGGGCCAAACUAAUUCCCAGUCCUCGUUUCUUAUGGGAUUUACUUAUGCGUGUUCUACUCGGAUGGGAUGUAUUAUGGACGCAGUGAGCAUUAAUUGAUGCGAGCAAAGGAUAGCGGCAAGGAACAGGCUCUGACUUGAUACCUAGAGGAUGCAGAGCAUUCUUCGCGAUGGUCCAGUGGUGUGUGAUACAGGCUUUUGUAUUCAAUCUGCAUUCUUAGACUUUGCUAAUUGGGAGCUCCGGUUUUAUUGGUAUCGAGGAAGUCCCUUGUUUAUUUUGCGACACUCAAUUGGGCAUAUACAGACAUUCGGU
Messenger RNA from Cantharellus anzutake, 1947 nucleotides. RefSeq lists its product as uncharacterized. The transcript is spliced from 9 exons. The record is from RefSeq and is a predicted model, not a curated record. NCBI's taxonomy places the organism in Eukaryota, Fungi, Basidiomycota, Agaricomycetes, Cantharellales, Hydnaceae. The coding region runs from base 267 to 1649 and encodes 460 amino acids.